Messenger RNA from Microthlaspi erraticum, 501 nucleotides. NCBI's taxonomy places the organism in Eukaryota, Viridiplantae, Streptophyta, Magnoliopsida, Brassicales, Brassicaceae. The record is from the annotation of a GenBank genome assembly.
AUGAAGAAUAAUGCUGACAAGCACAGGCGUGAACUCGAGUUUACCACUGGCGAUAAGGUCUUCUUGAAACUCCGCCCAUACCAUCAACAAUCAGUGACAAAGAGACUUUAUCAGAAACUCGCGGCUCGUUAUUAUGGCCCAUUUGAAGUUCUUGAGAAGAUUGGAGCUGUGGCAUACCGUUUAAAGUUACCAGAGGGGUCGAAGAUUCACCCGGUGUUUCAUGUGUCACUACUCAAACCAGUGUUAGGCUCUGAUCAUCAAGUCUUUCCUCUUCCUGAGUCUCUUGCAGUGAAUCCGGUUUUGGUAAUUGAACCUGAAGAGGUCUUAGACACACGUUAUAACACGGCGGGUCAAUUGGAGGGAUUGAUUCAAUGGAAAGGACUUCUGGCUCACGAGCAAACUUGUGUGCGUGCCUCCGACCUCAUACGACAGUAUCCCAAACUUGAGGACAAGCUUCUUGUUGGCGAGGGGGUAUUGUUAGGACGCUUAAUAGGUACGUGA